AUUAAUGAACAGCUGACAACCGUUGUUUUGACUGACGUUCGUCAACGUUAAAAAUAAGUUAAAAGGUUUGCUGGCAAUGUACAGCGUGAAUAAUAUGCGAUUUAGUGUGUAUUUUUCACAGAGUGGUAGAUAAUACGUUAGAAGAUGCCAUUGAAAAUCAGUCUGUGCGCGAGUCUUUUUUGCGCUUUAUAAGAAAAUCUCAUUACGUGUUCGUGACAGUCUACUGCAGAUGUGAAGGGCGACAUGAGCUGGUUUGACGCGACUGGCUUCGCGAACCUGGCGAAGUCGGCCCUGAAGGAGGCCCAGAAGACGAUCGACAAGGCGUUGGACAUUGACGAGGAGGAGGUUGGGGGCCGCGGCCGCCUCGAUGCCGGAGGAGGGGGGGCCGCCGUCGCCGGCGACGAGGCAGAGGGCUUCUUCUCGUCGUGGGGGGUGAAGGCGGAGCGGAGACGGAGGCUGCCGCCCUCUUCGUCGUGCCCCGAGGUGGCGGCAGCAUCUCGACAGGAGCAGCCGGCCAGCGCCAGCCUGUGGGGCUCCUUCACCGGCUCCUUCUUCGAUAACCCGACAGCCACCGCAGGUGAUGAAGGCUUUGGAACCGGUGGCACCGGUGAUGCGAGUAGUGAAAUCACUCAGCAACCGAAAAAAGCUUGCCUCUCCGGAACGCCUUCCUCGACCGGCGAUGUUUCACCUUGGAAGAGAGGGAAAGUGUCGGGGGAAUGCAGGGAUGUCGCGACGGAGGCGGGUCUCUGCGACGACGCGAGCGAGCUGGGCGCGGAGGAGGGGUUCAGCCGGAGCCAGCUGGUGGUCGAGAGCGAGGACGGGGAGAGCGAGGCGCGCCCGCGGCUGUCCAGCUGCGAGGCCGAGGAAGACAGGUCGGCCACCGCGACAAGCCCGCACGCCGACCGCAGAGACUUAGCUGCGGUCCGGGGCGACGAGGGCCACGCCUCGUCCGAAGCGCCCAGGAGAAGGGAUGCUGCCACGCCGAGCAGCUGCAGGUACAACAGGCUGUCCGUCAUCUCGUCGGAGAGCGACAAGAAGUCCUCGGAGAGCGUGGAGGUGCUGGGCUCCGCGAGCAGCGACUGCGGCAGCGGCUUCACGACGUCUCCGGACUCGGACGUGCCGGCGAAUAGCCCCGCCGGGCCCCGGCCGUCCGUGGUCGCGAGCUCCCCCGACUCCGUGGAGGUGAUCACGGACACCCUGAGUUCCGUGGAGGUCCUGGAGGACGAUGCCAGCGGCAGGACUUCCAGGAUGACGUCUUCCCCGUACGUCUCGCCCGACGAACCCCCGCGUCCACCCGGCUUGCUGCCCGUCCAAGUGAAAGGCUGUGCACCGGACGAGCACGAUGCUACGAAAGCAACCAGCAGCUCCGCUGAUGAGAUAUCCCCGGAGAGCGUGGAAGUGAUCCCGGAGGAGGAGGAGGACGAGGAGGACGCGAGCGUGGCUGACGACAGCUACACCUCCGCCUCCGAGAGCACCGCCACGGUGACGGCGGCUGCCGUCCUGGAGCCCUCGCCGCUGCCCAGGUCCCCCCUCCUCAGGCCGCUGGCGGACCCGCCCAGCGCGGAGAGCUCCCUCUGCUCCAGCUCCCUGAGCUCCAGGACGGACGCCAGCCCCGCGCCCAGGUGCCCGCAGCACGGCUUGAGCGCCUCGGAGAGCGCUGUGUUGCCCUCCGAGAUCCCGGAGGACCCCGCCAGGAUGCACGGCCGGGCCGGCCUGCAGUUGCCGCUGGGCCAGGACGCCCCGAGGACACCCAGGGCCCUCAGGAAGUGCGAAACUAGCGAGGGCGCGUCCCGGAACCCCCGGGUGAGGUCGGCGACUGACAGCAGCGGGGAGGGCACCGUCCUCGGGAGCGGCUCCGACGACGAAGUCACCUCCAUCGUCGGAGGGGACGCGAGGCAGUCGGGCUCCCUGUACGUGAGGACGAUGCUGGCGGAUGCGAUGGGUGACGAAGACGCGAGGGACGCGAGGCAGGACCAACCGUCCGUCCCGGCAGGGGAUCAGUCGCCCAUAUCCUCGGAAAGUCGAUCCGACAUGCUGAAGGUGGAGUCCGAGCAAACGAGCGAACACACGUCGGGCGACGAGCUGGAAACCACGACGUCGUCCGACAUAGAAAUAAUCUCGAGCCCGAACGGGGACAGCAGCAGCACGCACUCUCGGCUCAGCCCGGCCAAGCUCGUGCCGGCCGUCGGCAAGGGCCGGGGCGUCGCCGCGGCCGAGCACUCGGACUCCCCCACCUCCGGCCUGCUGCUGAGGCUCGCGGGUCCCAAGGCCAAAGGUCAUCAGAGGGAGUUGUCUGAAACGUCUAGUGGUGGUUCAGAAGAAGAGCAUUCUGUCGAAGUGAAGAAGUUGAUGAGAAGAAUUGCAGAAAUGACAGAAAUAAUUGAAGUGCGGGAAUCAAGGCUUAUUGAACUGAGCAGGAUCAAUGUGGAACUUCAGGAAUCAAACAGUAAUAUUAAAAGGCAGCUGGAGGCGGCCGGCGAUCGCCAGGACGCCCAGCAGGUGCGAGAGGACCACACCCAGCGGCUGUCCGCGCUGGAGCGCCGGUGCCAGCAGGCGGCGCGGGAGUCCGAGGAGCUCCGGGCGCUGUGCGGGGAGAAGGACGACCUGAUCCGCCAGCUCACGGCCGAGGGGGAGAAGCUGUCCAGGAAGGAGCUGGGCUACUGCAACCGCAUCAAGGAGCUCAAGGCCAGGGAGGCGGAGGCCGACGGCACCGCCAGGAGCCUCAAGGCGCAGCUCGGGAGCCUGGGCCAGGAGGCGGAGCGGCUGAAGCUGGCGCUGGCGGCCAAGGAGGGCGCGGAGCGACGGCACACGGAGGCGGUGGACCGGCUGGCCGCGGCCAACCGCCGGCAGGAGAAGGAGCUGGCUCGCCUUCGCUCCCAGCUGGAGGACGCCCAGGCCCGCGGCGCGAAGCUGGCCGAGGCGGCGGAGACGGCGCGCAGGGAGCUGGAGGAGAGCAAGGAAACCGUCUCCCGGAGGGAGAAGGAACUCCAGGAGGCCCGGCUGAGCGCAGAGCUGUCCGUGCGGCAGGAGAUGUUGGCCGCGCUGGAGGAUGCGCGGAGCACGGCGCAGAGCGAGCGCGACGAGCUGGAUCUGGAAGUGAAGAGACUUCGAGUGGCUCUGAGCCAGGCAGCUGAGGAACACAAAAGCCAGGAGAGCUGCCUGCGCCGGCAGUGCGCGGAGGCCCUGCAGCGGCUGGAGCGGGCCGAGGCUCGCAGCGAGGAGCUGGCCCAGGCCGUGUCGGCGGCCACGAGGCCCCUGGUGCGGCAGCUCGAGUCCCUCCGGGCGUCCUCCGGCGCGCAGCUGGCCUCCUGGGAGCAGCAGGAGCGGGUCCUCGCCGACACCGUGGAUGAACUGCAAACGAAGCUGAACUCUGUGUCGGAGCAAGAACGUGCGUGGCGGGAGCAGUGUGCAUCCAUGAGCGCCCGUGUGUCUGGCUUGGAGUCGCGGUUGUCGUCUGCUGUGAAGGAGGCAGCCCAGUACAAACUGGAAAUAGAACGGCUUCAAGUAGAAAUGAAUCAGCUGAAGAGUUCGAGAGAUAAGGAAGUUUCAGUUGCGGACUCGCUGCGGCGGUCGGCGGCGGAGCAGGUGGCGGAACUGCGGCGGGAAGUGACGGUGCUGGAGCAGCAGCUGGGGGUGGAGAGGGCGGCCACCGAGGCGGAGAAGCGCCGGACUGCCCUCCUGCAGGACCAGUUGAGGGAGAGAGACGUGCGGGAGAGUAGGGACCAGCCAGGGCAGCAGGGCUCCCCUGCGUUCUCUCAGCGCUCGUCGCCCACGCUGAGUUUCGGCCGGGCCUCGCUUCCCGAGUCUUUCUCCAGCAUCGCUUGGGCGCAGAACUCGGACGACAUGUUCGAGUCCGGGUCCACGUCGGGCCGCCUGUGCAACGUCUACGACAGCCUGCGGGCGGGGAACACCACGUCUCUGCUGGAAGGGCUGCAGUCCCAACUGAAGCUCAGGGACGGCGAGGUGCAGCAGCUGCAGUGGGAGCUGGGGCGGCGCGACGGGGAGCGGGCGGCCCUCACCGCCGAGCUGGCCCAGCUGACGGCCCGCCUGCAGGACCAGGGGGAGCAGCUGCAGGGGCUCUCCGAGCUGCGGGAGGCGCACGGGGACCUGCAGCGCAAGUACGACGCCCUGCUGCAGAUGUACGGGGAGAAGGUGGAGGAGGCCCAGGAGCUGCGGCUCGACUUGGAGGACGUCAAGGAGGCGUACAAGACCCAGAUCGAUCAACUUCUGAAGAAGGAGCCAUUGAGUUGAACCGUGUCGGAAUGGGACAAUUAUAUUUAUAUUUAUUUGCCAAUGCCAAAAAUAAUGUCCAACAGGCAACCCUAGGCGCAUGCACAUACUUUACCAUUAUAUACAUAUUGGUGUUAAAAAGUAGUCUGACUUUGUAAAUACAUUUGUUGUUGUCUUUUGUAUAUAACCAGUUUUGUUAUUGAAAGAAAUUUUAUGCACCUGUGAUAUAUGUACAUAUUCUGCUUGUUCAUGGCUGUGUUCUGUCACUCAGUUGUGUUGGUGUAGGAUGUCACAGAGAACAGUUAUGAGACAGCAGCGUCGCAAGUAUUUUAGAGUUCUAAGGCCUUGAUUUUUUUUAAAAGGCCUUGUUCAAGUCAAUAUGUUAUGAUAGUUAUGCAGCGGAUUCAGAAUUUUAUCAUUAUUUUUUAAUAUACGUUCUAAUUGACACACUGGAUUUGACAUAUUUUUUUUCACACUUCCUAUGUUAAGAAAUCUUGCUGCACAUUUUUUCAAGCAUUUCCAAGUUCUCGUACUACAUAAUUCCAGUUCGACAUUCUUGCAUUGUACUAUUACCUGUAACCAAGCCUGUUGGUUUAGUUUUGUUAUCUACAGUAAAUAUUUAAGCUCUUGUUAUUAGUAUUAAAAUUUUAGAUCAUUGAUGGAGAAAGUACAUAUGUAGUUAAUUUUGUUGGAAUGUGAGACAUGAGCUUUAUUGAAGCUGUGGGACAUGGUGUAUUUUUACUCUUUUUAAAUCACUGUUUGAAAUUUAUUUAUAUGCAUUCCCUGUGAAAAUAAAUUGUGUUUAAAAACUUAAGA
Messenger RNA from Bacillus rossius redtenbacheri, 5046 nucleotides. Its product is annotated as TATA element modulatory factor-like. The record is from RefSeq and is a predicted model, not a curated record. The coding region runs from base 244 to 4251 and encodes 1335 amino acids. Gene Ontology annotation, cellular component: endoplasmic reticulum; Golgi apparatus. NCBI's taxonomy places the organism in Eukaryota, Metazoa, Arthropoda, Insecta, Phasmatodea, Bacillidae. The transcript is spliced from 18 exons.